AUGUGGGAAAAUCCGAUACGGGGCAUCGUCGUUCAAUGCAACGACGACAUCGUUGCCAAAGUUAUCACGACGAACGGCGACUACACAGAGUAUACGGCUUUGCAAUACCUCGCAGAACAGGCUCCCGAAAUUCCUGCUCCUAGGCCCCAUGGCUUGAUCAAGCUCGGAUCUUUUUGUAUGAUUUUCAUGUCUUAUAUUCCGUCCAUGACGUUGAGCGAGGCAUGGCCAUAUCUCUCACACGAAGAGAAGAUUUCCGUGAAGCAUCAGCUAGAUGACAUCUUCAGGAGGUUGAGAUCCAUUCGUGAGAAAGAUGGUCAUUAUCUUGGGGGGGUCGGUGGCGAAGGAGUGAAGGGACACAAAGCCAAUACAAUCGUUAGCACGGCUGCUGGAUUUGAGGAUUUCAGAUACUCCACCCCCCAUCGCGGCAGCACCACAUACGCCACUUUCCUUCGCUCUUUUCUCACAGAUUCUAUUCGAGGUUCGGUCUUCAGUCAUGGUGACGUCAGACAAGAUAAUAUCUUAGUGAAUCUGAAUCAGGACAAUGUCUGGAUUGUUACUGGGAUCAUUGACUGGGAGGACAGCGGAUUUUAUCCAGAUUACCAUGAAUGUACUCAAUUGACGAGGACAUUGAGUGUGAUGGAGGAAGAUGACUGGUAUCUCUAUUUACCAGAGAGUAUCUCGCCACUUCAAUUUCCGAUACGUUGGCUUGUUGAUCGACUUUGGGAUAUCCAUACUAAAACCACUUGA
This is a messenger RNA of Penicillium digitatum Pd1, 747 nucleotides long. The record is from RefSeq and is a predicted model, not a curated record. Lineage: Eukaryota; Fungi; Ascomycota; Eurotiomycetes; Eurotiales; Aspergillaceae.